Phascolarctos cinereus (koala) is the source of this 4713-nucleotide messenger RNA. It is a transcript of the gene RHOT2, whose product is annotated as ras homolog family member T2. Gene Ontology annotation, molecular function: GTPase activity; GTP binding; calcium ion binding. Gene Ontology annotation, cellular component: mitochondrial outer membrane. The record is from RefSeq and is a predicted model, not a curated record. Gene Ontology annotation, biological process: mitochondrion organization. Lineage: Eukaryota; Metazoa; Chordata; Mammalia; Diprotodontia; Phascolarctidae.
GCGGGCCGGGCCGAAGCUGGGCCGGAAGUGGGGGCGGAGGGGAGCCAGCGGGCCGCCGAGCGGCAGCCGCGGCCUAGGCUGGCACCAUGAAGCGGGAUGUGCGGAUCCUGCUGCUGGGCGAGGCCCAGGUGGGGAAGACCUCCCUGAUCAUGGCCCUGGUGGGCGAAGAGUUCCCCGAGGAGGUUCCCCCUCGAGCUGAAGAGAUCACAAUUCCAGCUGAUGUUACCCCUGAGAAGGUGCCCACUCACAUUGUUGAUUACUCAGAAACGGAACAGACAGAGGAAGAACUGCAAGAUGAGAUCCACAAGGCAAAUGUGGUAUGCAUGGUGUAUGAUGUUUCUGAGGAUUCCACCAUUGAGAAGAUCCGAACAAAGUGGAUUCCAUUGGUGAAUGGGAGAGCAGAAAAAGGGCCCAGAAUCCCCAUCAUUCUGGUGGGGAACAAGUCAGACCUACGCUCUGGGAGCUCCAUGGAGACCAUUUUGCCAAUCAUGAACCAGUUUUCUGAGAUAGAGACCUGUGUAGAGUGUUCUGCCAAGAACUUGAAAAACAUCUCAGAAUUGUUCUAUUAUGCUCAAAAGGCAGUUUUACACCCUACAGCCCCCUUGUAUGAUCCAGAGGAGAAGCAGCUAAGGCCAGCUUGUGCUCGAGCGCUCACCCGCAUCUUCAGACUCUCUGACCAGGACAACAACCAGGUGCUGAGCGAUGAUGAGCUCAAUUACUUUCAGAAAUCAUGCUUUGGAAAUCCUUUGGCCCCUCAAGCCCUAGAGGAUGUGAAGAUGGUGGUGUGUAAGAACACGACAGACGGCGUGAAGGAUGACGGGCUGAGCUUGGAUGGUUUCCUCUUUCUGAAUACCCUCUUCAUUCAGAGGGGUCGUCACGAGACCACCUGGACCAUCCUGCGCCGCUUUGGCUAUGAUGAUGAGCUGGAGCUGACUGCUGACUAUCUUCACCCACUGAUCCGUGUUCCUCCUGGCUGUACCACUGAGCUCAGUCACUUUGGUUACCAGUUUUUGCAAAAGAUGUUUGAGAAGCAUGACAAGGACCAAGAUGGAGCUCUCUCCCCUUCUGAGCUUCAGAGCUUCUUUAGCCCAUUCCCUUCUCUGCCUUGGGGCCCUGAACUCUACAAUACGGUAUGCACCAAUGAUAAAGGCCUGCUUUCCCUGCAUGGAUUCCUCUGCCAGUGGACGUUAGUAACCUACCUGAACAUCCACCACUGCCUGGAGCACCUUGGUUACCUGGGUUACCCUAUCCUGUGUGAGCAAGACUCUCAGACACAUGCCAUCACAGUUACCCGAGAGAAGAAGGUGGACCUGGAAAAGGGACAGACGCAGAGGAACGUCUUCCUUUGUAAAGUGAUUGGUGCUCGGGGUGUAGGCAAGUCAGCAUUCCUACAGGCCUUCCUUGGGAAGAACUUAGAGGCCCUCAGGGAGCACCCAGGAGAACAGUCCUUCCAGGUGAUCAACACUGUGCAAGUCAACGGGCAGGAGAAAUAUUUAAUACUGUCUGAGGUAGAAGCAGACACACAAUUCACUACAGCAUCUAGUGCAUCCUGUGAUGUUGCCUGCUUGAUGUUUGCUGUGAAUGACCCUAAAUCCUUCACCUACUGCGCCAGUGUUUAUAAGCAAUACUAUAUGGAUGGACAGAUCCCCUGCCUCUUUGUUGCCUCCAAGUCUGAUCUGCCGGAAGUGAUCCCACCACGCGGGAUGUCCCCAGCUGAAUUCUGCUACAGGCACCAUCUCCCUCCACCAUACUACUUCACCAGCUGUGGUCCCGCUGCUCCUAGCACCACUGUUUUCACCCGGCUGGCAACUUUGGCCACUUUCCCGCAUUUGAGUGAUUUAGAACUUGGCACAGCCUCCUUUUGGCUCCGGAUGACGCUGGGGGCCGCUGUGGCUGCAGUCCUUGGAUUCACCCUUUACAAGACCCUGGUGAAGAACAAGUAAGGGGAGGGUCUAGGUCGCACCAGACACUGUUGCUGUAGUUGGCUCCUCCUCACCAUCCUGCCAGGGCAGAUCAGGGCUGCCCAUAUCCUGCAGGAACACUUCCUGAUGAGCCUCGACUGGUAUUUUGUGAUGUACCCUCUCCCCACCUCACUAUUUCCUCUAAACUUUGUUUUCUCAAUCUCAGGGCCCUUGAGAGGGGCUGAGGAAGCAGACGGACCUCCCCCAGAUCAUAGCGUGUAUUUUGAGAGCUUUUACAGUUGUCAGGCUCAGUCACCUAAAGAAGCUACCUAGCUAUCUGUCUGAGGCUGGCUGUAAGAGGUUUGACCUUUCUACCUUCCCUGCUUGGUUUUAGGCAUGAGGGGAGGGGAACCAGCAAAGCCCCAGAGGAAGCCCACAGUGGUGAACAGGAAGUUGUUUCCUCCUGACCCCAACUUUCAGCCUAGGUUUACAGUGGGGAGAGUUGACACCCAGGGAGACUGCAGAAAUAGUCUGUGGGGUUCUCAGCUGUGCAGAUCUCCCUCCAUUAGUCACAGACUGUGCCCCAGCCCAUGCUUACUCAUCUGUAUCUGACACACUGAUUCCCAAAGUAGUGUCUCUAGCAGUGUUCUGGACCACAUUUCUUCUUCUUCUUCUUCUUUCCUGGCCUGCUUAGAUGUUCCUGAAUCUCCAUCUUCCUUCUCUCAGCCUCAUGCCCUUAGCCUCUCUCCUUGGCUGCACAGUGCCACAUGCUUAGCUCUGCUCUGAGGGUUUGUGCCAUGCUGGCAUUAUAGGACUAUUGAAUUCCAAAAGAGCCAAUAGUGGGGAGGCAUAUGGCCUCAUACCUGGAAUUCUCCUUAGCUAAUCUCCAACUCCGGGUCACUUCCUUUCCCUUCCUUACUAGGCUUGGGGUUCUGUGGCUUCCUAAGCUGAAGUGCAUGCAGAAGCCCAUAGGCCUGGGAAUGGGAAUAGGAAUAGGGUCAGGAGGCAGACCCUCGAGUGAGGGAGGCCAUUAAGUAUUUUUCCACCAUGAGUGACCCAGAUUUUGGACUAAUGAAAUAAUCAUCCUUUGUUCACCACUUCAGUAUGUGUAUGCAUUAGGGCGUGAAGAAAAAGUAAUUUUGUUUCCCAUUUAAACUGGAAAUUAUAUCUUUUCUAUUGCUGAGACCUCAUACUUUGAAAAAUGUCUUUUUAUGUCAGCCUGAAACCUGUCUCUUCAUCUUCAGUCUUAGCGUGGGCUGGAAUCCAUGCCUUUCUCCCCUUUUCCUCUUCCACUGUCCCUUUCCCUUGAAGGCAUAUCUUUUGAAAAAUCCUCCACGAGGAAUGAUCUCCCCUUCAAAUCCAUGUUGUCCGUCCCUUCCCUGUUGGCACUCAAUGCCUCAUCUAGCUUCUGAAUCUGAGGCAGGGGUGGGAAGCAGCCAAUUCAGCAGGGAGCAAGCACUUGAACCUUUCAGGUACACUCAGGGUAGGGCAGUUUACGUUGUGCUGUUGUGAUGGUGUUAUGUAAACUACCUUUUUAUGCAGUAAUCUAUUUUUAAAAAAGGAUCUAUUUUAGAGCCACAGCCUAGAUACAUUCCAGACCUGGUUCUGCGGAUCUGGAGCAGUGUUAUGUGCUUGGUGCACUGACAUCAAGGGUCUGUGUUAAUCAUUUAGUUUACUUUAAAGUGGAGGCUUCAUGUAUUUAAAAUAGGUAUUUUCCAUUUGAGGCUGAUUGAGCUAUGAUUUUCCUUUGUUAGCGGAAGAAAGAGGGUACAGCAUUCCCUACAACAAUCUCUUCAACUUCUCCACCUCCUAGAUUACAAGCAGAGGCACAAAGACAGAGCCAGAAGAGGGGUAUUUGUUCACUGUCUUGUUCAGCUAGGAUCUUUGUCCUGGGGUUGGCACGCUGUAGCUCUGCCUCAUGUUGUCAAGCAGUCUGUGUCACUAGGAGUGACAUGGAUUCUGCUGAUGUGGCUUAAAGAGCCACUGUGGCAUAUAAGACAGGACCUGGUGGUAAGAGAGCUGGGGGGAGAGAGGUUUUGACCAUCUUCAUCUUCUAAAUAAAUAUCCAGUGAACAUUUGCUCUGGAUGUUGUGUCUUCAGGCCAUUUCUAGGUAGGGAAUGGACUGAUUCAGCCCAAGAAAAUACAGGGCAAAAGCCACAGUGUGUCCUAGAAGAGAAUCAACUUGGGAUGAGUGUCCUUUUCUCUUUGAGAUGUGGUUUUUAAUGUUGAAGGGAGCAGGAAAAGACACUAACUUCAUGGCUUUGAGGAGUGGGCUUCUGGUUCUCUUUGUCCUGAUUUUCCAUUUGGGAGCAGAUUCCUUUUGAGAGCCAGUGCCCCAGCCACUCUAUAUUCCCAGUUCUUGGACUGUCUUUGCCAUUUCUAGACACAUGUGAAAGGAAGUUGGUGUUUUCAUAGCGGUAAGGGGCCUCGAGUUGUUUCUGGGUGUGGGAAAGAGUCACACUGCUAUCCGGAGGCCCUGCUGGUCACUGGCCUUCACUAGUAGAGUCUGGGUUAACAGGAUUCUCUCAGCUCCAGCAUGGCUUUGGAGAAUCCAGCCAAGGGCCUCGGCCUGGGAUGUCUUCUUUUAUCACUGGCUGUUCUCCAUGCUGCUCUGACAUCGUUUGGACCAGUGUCCUGCUGCCAGCAUUGUGCCCAACCAGCUCGGGAGGAACGAAGUCUGGGUUGGGACCACAAGAAAUGCCACUUCUCACAUGCUCUUUCUGUUCGAGUAUCAUGUUCAUUGUCCAAAGCCAUAUAAUUUUAUGAUGGGUUUAACACUUUUCAAUAAAAAUAAGUGUUUGUGCACACUAA